AUUUGUUUCUUGUUCCUGCUGUAUCACUGGAAUUCAUGAAUUGUAAUCCUUACAUCAAUCCGAUGGCAGGUUAAAGGUUGCAGUAGAGUGGUCAUGGAUCGGCUCAGUGCUUCUGCAUGUCAUAUGAUAGUUUCUGAUCUUGAUCAUACAAUGGUUGAUCAGCAUGAUGUUGAGAAUGUAUCCCUACUCUGCUGCUACAUAUAAUGCCCAGGUGGAAAUAAAAAGUCCCUGGUAGUUUGGAGUGUUGGCUGAUGGAUUAACUUGAGUAUAGGUAUAGAUAGAAGUAUAUAGCUUUUAUUUUGAAAAUUAGGGAAGCAAAUUUAUUCUAAAAUAAUAAACUGAUAAGUGAAGAAAACUUUAAGUUUAAAUGCCUGACCAAAAUGUACUUUAUGUAGCUGUACUUAGAACCAGUACUAGGACUAAGUUACAUUUUAGAUCUACUUUGACUGGAACCUAUUGACAUUUUUGCAUCAACUUCUAUUGAUUUUCUCUGUCUAAUGAAUCUACUAAGAAAUGCUGUUUCCACUUCUCAUUUCUUGUUGGAAUACUUUAUCAUCUAAGUUCAGAAAGAACCACCAAUUUUAAUUUCUUUUUUCUUCAGGAUCCAUCUGCUGUAACUGUCCAUCCAUCUGGUGUUGAGGAAAUUCUACAUGAACGCAUACAGGAAUUGAAAGAGGGGUAUGGAGACAAGCAGGGAAAAAGGUUUCAGGUUUGGGUGGAUCAUGUAUUAUCUACACAGAUUGGUUCAAGCACAUGGUUGGUGAAUUUCAAUAAGUGGGAGCAGUGUGGUGACGUGCGGUGUUGUUGUCCAGCCAGUGGAAAGAUCAGUGCUAAUGUAAGAAAGCUAGAAAAUUAUUUGAAAUGAUAAUUGAUUUGUGGAUUUUAGGAGGGCGAUGCAUGGUUCACAUGGGUUCACUUGGAUGCAUGUACAAUAGACGUGGCUGCAAGGAUUGAAAAUGGAAGACCAUUAAGACUCGCUGUUCUAGAUUGAUAUCAGAUGCUAUCCCUGACCUUUUCAGCUCUGGAGUAUUCAAUAUUCAAUUGAAGUAAAUGUACUAAUGAUGUUAAUAUUUCAUUUCUUAUGCAAGGACCAAAUCCUAAAGCUUUGUUUGGGUUGAAAGUAUACACAAGUCCAAUUAUAGUUUAC
Rubroshorea leprosula is the source of this 1147-nucleotide messenger RNA. The record is from the annotation of a GenBank genome assembly. Lineage: Eukaryota; Viridiplantae; Streptophyta; Magnoliopsida; Malvales; Dipterocarpaceae.